AUGAAAGCAGCAUUAAACCAUAGAGGCGACCCUGCCGCUCUGACACGCUUGGCACGCCCAGAAAGCCAUAGUUCAAAGAAGGGUUCCACGCAAGCAGGCAAAGUCCCUGCCCGUAUUUCCGCGAGGGCAGCCAGGGACUCGUCCUCUGUGCUUAGUGGCCAGGUCCCCAGAGAGCCUUGGGAUCUAGAGUUGUCGCCCCCUCAGCUUGUGUUCAAGGAGGUGAUUCCUUUCUCCCGCCGAUGUGCCCCCUUACUGAUUCUCAACAAAGGAAAAAGGCCUCAUCCAGUUCGAGUACUGAAUAAAGAGGACGGGGGUCUAUGCAUAGGCACAGGCACUGAGCUCAGGCCUGAUCCUGUUUUGUGUCCUUUGCUAGCUCCAGGACUGUCCCUUCGUGUGCAUGUAGAGGCUCCGCCUGUUGUGGGACCUUUUAGCAGAACUUCACUAAGGGUUCUUGGGGCUGGUCAGCAGGUGGAGGUUCCAGUGGAGGCUCGAGCUCCUGUGGUUCGGUUCAGGUGCCCUCCCCAAUUGCGGUUCCCAGUUUGUUUACCAGGGCAGCUGCAGCAACAGCUAUUCCCCGUAGCAAACACGAGCGCGUAUGCCAUAAAAGCGCAAGUCAGCAUAGGCCGAGACGUCAGUGCUCCCCUUAGAAAUUUGCUUGAGCAGCAACUCGUGUGCCUCAGUAUUUAUCCUCAGAAGCUGAAAAUAGAGCCGGAAUCUGUUGGCAUUUUCACGGCUGAGCUGCGCUUGGACUGCCCAGCAGAGGUGACCUUACCCCUCACAGUAGUUUGUAAAAAGUCGUUAAAGACACCUGUAUCUCCCCGAUGCAGUCUUGUGGCAACGACAGGCUUGGCCGACAGCCAGCCUCCGACACGCGUCGUCCAGGGCUCAAGGCGGCCGCCAGCUUUGGCGGGUACGGUGCAAUGGUCGGGUACCGAGCCUUGUGUCGAGGGUCACCUCCAGCUGCACGCCUCGUGCGUCGCACCGCGCUGGUCGUUCUCAAUUGACGGUCGAGAGCUGAAGAUUCUGGACUUAGGGGCGCUCUUCCAGGGUCAAGAGCGCUGUGUCACUUUGCACGCAGACAAUCUUUCAGCCCUUCCUCUGGCAAUGUGUUUUGCCGCCCCGCAGUCAACAUUCAAAUUUCCCACGGAGAAAAUUAAAGCGGAGCCUAGGAACAAUGAAGCAUUCCAGCAAAAAGAACAGGGCGUUCAGGGAUCUGAUGGUGUGCCUUCUCAGGAGAGACUAGAAGCUCAAUUGCCCAAGGAGGCAAACUCAGAAACUGCAAGCCCCCUUUCUUACCAGAUUGUCGCAGAGCAGCGCUUUGUAGAGCGCAGCACAAGCUGCAGUCCUGCAGAAGCUCUGAGACGCUUCCCUGACGCAUCUGCCACUCCACGUCUGCGUCGCACUGUGGGGAACUCACCCAGUAGCAGCAUCUAUGCCAAAUCCGCAACAAUCAGCUGCAACAUGGCUCCCCAGCAGCAGUCUUCGCAAGCAGGCAUAUACACAGUCGUUAAAGUGGCUGACAGGUCGGAGCUGGCAGAGGGCUCCCAUGAUGGUGGAGCCAUUGCAAGUCCUCGUACAGCUGGACCCCUCUCGGACGAUUCCGACUUAUCCGAAUCUUCAAGGAGCACAGAAUGCAGAGAUACCCCAUGGGCUGCCCUUAUCGAAACGUUUGCUUCGCCGAAAACUGAGGUGCAGAGUAGUCUCGAAAAAGCUAAUGUCGAGGACCUCCCGAAGCCACUAGACGACCCGACAGCACCUCGAGGUGCAACGCAUCGAAGAGUGGGGCGGCCUCGCCAAAGACAGCAACAGCAAGUACCCAACGGGACCAAAAAAGAGCCUCAUGAACGCCCAAGAGAAGAUACGUCUUAUCCUUCAGUUCAAAAGGAAGAUCCAAAUCCUGGUGACGCGGAGCAAUUCCCAUGCCUCCCACCGAAAGGGCCCCAGCUCAAGCGGCGGCGCUGGAUUUCUCCGCCCAUUGUUUCCAGCCCAAGAGGUGAGCCAGCUAUGGCGGCAGCAAUCGCUAAGGAAGGAGGCCACGGACCUGUAAGAGAGCCCCUGCCUCAAGCAAAUAAUGAACAGGAACAGCCCACACAAGGAUCCCUUUCACAGUGUUCCUCUCAAAUGGCUAUACAGCGCCGAUACUCUUACGAGCCCACGACUUUACUCCAAAGUCUUGUGCUGCUGGAUGACUUGUUGCACCUGUACGACAUCGAGGUAACCCCAUCCAUGCUGCUGCUGCCUCCUCGGUCCUCCGCAGCAAUACGCCUGACACUACGGACUCAGCCCUGUGAGAUUCGUCGCGGGUUUCAGCACAUGCAAAAUUGGCGCAACUUGCAGGUGCCCUUGGCCUUCCAGCUACACGUGAUGGUGGCCGUUGCUGGCCAAUGCCCCACGCGGAGCGGCGAGGAAGAGCUCGUCUGCACCGGGACUCCAAUGACAGCGACACGGCAUCUUCGAACUACUAGCAGAUGCAACAAUAGCUGGCUCUCCUCACAUUUAAAGUCUACGCGUACGGCAUUCCCGGGAGCGAGGGGAGCUGUCAGCGAGCCCACCAGCCAAGUAAAUUCCUGCAUGUCUCUUCCAGCUCCAAAAGGAAGGCCCAUCGUGGCGCGCCUGCGCCCAGAGACAGCUGGGACACACCUCACUAGCGACAAAUCCUGCAGAGGUGGGAUCAGGGGAGGGGACCAGAGCGAUUCUUCGGACCCGCGAGAAAAAUCUUUAUGUGUCCUUUUGUACGAUAUGCUUCAAGCAUUUAUUGCAGAGAAAGGGGAACAGCAGAGUGACCAAAGGCUGCUCUCAUUGCCCCAUCAUUGUCCAGUACCCGUACCACGCACCUCCGCUAAAAGUUCAUGCUGUACAACGUUGCAAGAUGUGGCAGUGCCGUCGACGCAGGCCUCGCCAUGCUUGCCACCACUAGACGUUGUGAGAAAUUCUGCAGGCAGCAAAUAUAAGCAGUCGUGCUGCAGUGGCUCAGGAGACUCGUACUGUGUUUCUAGCGAGGGGAUUUCUUUACAAGAGAGGCAGAGAGUCACUCACCAGUUUUUUCAGGGUUGCUGCGUGUUGAGCUUGCCACGUCUGGAAUUGUCGCCUACUGAGCUACACUUUGCUGGCUGCCCUGUGGGGGAGUGCCAGCAGCAGGCGCUGUAUUUGUACAACUGCAGCGCCGAACUUAGCUUGGACUUCUGCUUUGACGCUCGCCACCCCUUCCGUUGUAUGCCCUCCCAGGGAAAGGUGCCACCCCAGCAGCAAGUACAGGUACAGGUUAUCUUUGCUCCGACGCGAAUGGGCCCAGUAAGGCAAAAGCUAAAUGUUUUCUUCUGCAACAGGUCGUACAGCAGAGCUGUGUGGAUUGUAGGGACAGGCCUUAUCACCUCGAGACUCCCACUAAGAGGCAGCCACCACUGGCAGGGGAACAUAAAGGCAGAACAGCGACCACUUUCUGCAAGGCCAGAGAGCUGCAGAAAAGGCAAUGGAAGCAAUACAGUGUUUGCGCUCACAGAAAUGACGUCAUAG
Messenger RNA from Eimeria necatrix, 3513 nucleotides. RefSeq lists its product as hypothetical. NCBI's taxonomy places the organism in Eukaryota, Apicomplexa, Conoidasida, Eucoccidiorida, Eimeriidae. The transcript has a single exon. The coding region runs from base 1 to 3513 and encodes 1170 amino acids. The record is from RefSeq and is a predicted model, not a curated record.